Messenger RNA from Morone saxatilis (striped sea-bass), 1293 nucleotides. RefSeq names its product neuropeptide FF receptor 2-like. Lineage: Eukaryota; Metazoa; Chordata; Actinopteri; Moronidae. Gene Ontology annotation, biological process: regulation of cAMP-dependent protein kinase activity; regulation of MAPK cascade; G protein-coupled receptor signaling pathway. The coding region runs from base 1 to 1293 and encodes 430 amino acids. The transcript has 3 exons. Gene Ontology annotation, cellular component: membrane. The record is from RefSeq and is a predicted model, not a curated record. Gene Ontology annotation, molecular function: peptide binding; neuropeptide receptor activity; opioid receptor binding.
AUGACACAGAAUCUGGUUCUCAACACUACGUGGGAGGACCUGGACCCUUCCAAUUUCUCAAUAUUGCAGGAAAACCCUUUGACCCACCAGAACAUCACUUAUGUUGAUUUCUACCUCCACAAGCCCUCUGUGGCUGCAGUCUUCACCGUCUCCUACCUGCUAAUCUUCCUGGUGUGCAUGGUGGGCAACGGGGUGGUGUGCUUCAUUGUGCUGCGCAGCAAGAACAUGCGGACAGUCACUAACCUGUUUAUUCUCAACCUCGCAAUCAGUGACCUGCUGGUUGGCAUCUUUUGCAUGCCAACCACACUAGUGGACAACAUCAUAACAGGAUGGCCAUUUGGCAGUGUAGUCUGCAAACUAAGCGGUAUGGUUCAAGGCAUAUCUGUGUCAGCAUCUGUGUUCACUCUAGUGGCAAUAGCUGUUGACAGGUUCCGCUGCAUCGUCUACCCUUUCAAGCAGAAACUGACCAUCGCCACCUCAAAGCUAAUUAUCGUCAUCAUAUGGGUCCUGGCUGUGUCCAUCAUGUGUCCCUCCGGGGUCAUGCUCCAGGUCACAAAGGAGCAGAGGGUGCGGAUAGUCCUUGGCCACAACAACAACACUCGCCCUUUCUAUUGGUGCCGGGAAAACUGGCCAAAUCAGGAGAUGCGGAAGAUCUACACCACUGUCCUCUUUGCUAACAUCUACCUCGCUCCUCUCAGCCUCAUUGUCAUCAUGUACGCCCGCAUUGGCUUCACUCUCUCAAAAACCACUAUUCCUCCAAUUAGGGGCAGUGGAAUUGGGUCUGGGCAAGGCAAAUCGAGCAUGGAGGGUCGUCACACAAUUUCAAAGAAGAAGACUCGGGUGAUAAUGAUGUUGCUGGUUGUGGCUCUGCUCUUCAUCUUAUCCUGGCUUCCCCUGUGGACGCUGAUGAUGCUGAGUGACUAUGCCAGUCUGACAGAGCACCAGUAUCGUGUCAUUAACAUCUACGUGUAUCCCUUAGCUCACUGGCUGGCCUUCUUCAACAGCAGUGUCAACCCCAUCAUCUAUGGGUUCUUCAAUGAGAACUUCCGCAGAGGCUUUCAGGCUGCUUUCAAAUUUCAGCUGUGCACUGCUGACAUUGAGCACCAGAAGACCUACUCCCAUCGGAUCCGGGGGCACGCUGUGCUCCCAGUCCAGCCGGUUGCCCUCAGUAGAUCAGGCUUAGUGGGAAAUGAGAAGUGUUCUUGUCAGGAAGGAGGGUGCUUGGCCAGUAGAGGUGAUAUCAAAGAACAGGAUCUCAUCAUGGAGGACCUGGAAAAGGUAUCCCAGAUUUAG